AUGUAUCCGAUACGGGAUACGCACCUUCCCUGCCGUAUCCGUGUUUUUGAGAGUGGAACUAUACCAGAGGAGUUGUUCAAGAACCAGUUUCUGGAGCAAGUGUACCUCCAUUCCAAUCAGCUCAGUGGUUCGAUCCCCUUCUCGGUUGGUGAAAUGACAAGCCUUACGUCCUUGUGGUUGCAUGAUAAUAUGUUAUCUGGGGUUUUACCCGCUUCGAUUGGUAACUGCACCAAGUUGGAGGUCCUCUAUCUACUCAAUAAUCAACUGAGCGGCAGUCUUCCUGAAACCUUGAGCAAGAUCGAAGGCCUCAGGAUAUUUGAUGCCACAAACAAUAGCUUCAGAGGCGAGAUUCCUUUCAGUUUUGAGAAUAGCUGCAAGUUGGAAAUAUUCAUCCUGUCAUUCAAUCAAAUCAGAGGGGAGAUACCAAAAUGGUUAGGGAACUGCAGCAGCUUGACGCAGCUUGCAUUUGUCAACAACAGUCUGUCCGGACAGAUACCACCUACAGUUGGUUUACUGAGAAACCUCACUUAUCUUCUACUUUCUCAAAACAAUUUGUCUGGUCCAAUCCCUACUGAAAUUGGCAACUGUGAAUUGCUUUUGUGGCUGGAGUUGGAUGCAAACCAGCUUGAGGGCACUGUUCCAAAAGAACUAGCAAACUUGAGGAACUUGCAGAAGCUGUUCCUUUUUGAAAAUCAUCUCACAGGGGAGUUUCCUGAAAAUAUAUGGGGCAUCCAAAGCCUUCAAAGUGUCCUCGUCUAUCGAAAUGGUCUUACUGGGAAGCUACCUUCUGUGCUUGCUGAGCUUAAGUUCCUGCAGAACAUUACACUGUUUGAUAAUUUCUUCACCGGAGCCAUACCACCGGGACUGGGUGCUAACAGCCGUUUAGUCAAGGUUGAUUUCACCAACAACAGUUUUGUUGGUGGGAUUCCGCCAAACAUUUGUUCAGGGAAAACAUUGAGAAUUCUGGACUUGGGCUCUAAUCAUCUCACUGGUAGCAUCCCAUCCGGGGUUUCGAACUGCCCAAGUUUGGAGAGAUUCAUUCUUCAGGGCAACAAUUUCAGCGGGCAUAUUCCUGAAUUCAGAAAUUGCAAGGGAUUAAGUUACAUAGAUCUUAGCCGCAAUGGUUUCGACGGUCCGGUCCCACCAAAUAUAUUUUCAAACUGCCCUUGUUCGCUGCAAAUCAGUCCCCAAGCUAACAACCUGAAUGGAUCCAUUCCAGGAUUCAGUAAUUGUACAAACCUAGGUGUUUUAGAUCUUAGUUACAACAACUUUUCCAGCAAAAUUCCGCCAAAAAAUGCUUACUGUGUUCGUUGUAAGUUGUAACUCACGAAAGAUAGGGUGAUUUACAGUUAAUGUGAUCUUUGAUUGAUAGAAUAAAACAAGUGUCUUCCGU
This is a messenger RNA of Setaria italica (foxtail millet), 1393 nucleotides long. RefSeq names its product leucine-rich repeat receptor-like protein kinase PEPR1. The record is from RefSeq and is a predicted model, not a curated record. Lineage: Eukaryota; Viridiplantae; Streptophyta; Magnoliopsida; Poales; Poaceae. The transcript has a single exon. Gene Ontology annotation, molecular function: protein binding. Bases 1 to 1323 code for a protein of 440 amino acids.